This is a messenger RNA of Aethina tumida (small hive beetle), 1133 nucleotides long. Its product is annotated as caveolin-3-like. Gene Ontology annotation, cellular component: caveola. The transcript is spliced from 3 exons. Gene Ontology annotation, biological process: caveola assembly. Gene Ontology annotation, molecular function: molecular adaptor activity. The coding region runs from base 2 to 451 and encodes 149 amino acids. The record is from RefSeq and is a predicted model, not a curated record. NCBI's taxonomy places the organism in Eukaryota, Metazoa, Arthropoda, Insecta, Coleoptera, Nitidulidae.
CAUGUCCAAGGAACCAAGUGAAAUGGUUGAUCUCGAAGAUAGGGAUCCCAAUACACUGAGUCAACAUUUGCAGGUGUCAUGGGACGAGGUGUUCGGCGAACCGGACACGAUACGAAGUCCGGAAUGUGCCUGGUCUGUGAGCCAUCAGUGCUUCAGAUUGUCCAGGAACUGUUGUUACACCUGCCUAUCGGUUUUAUGCGCCCCGAUCGCGGCCUUUUUGAUGGGCAUCACCUUCGCCUGCAUAUCGUUUAAGCACAUUUGGUGCCUCAACCCUUGUCUAAGGAUUUGGAAAAUCACCUGCGCCUCAACGAGAAACUUCGUGGCCGCCUGCGCCCAGGCCAUCGUGGUGCCCUGCACCGAGUCCUUCGGCUACUUCUGGUCCCAGAUCAGGGUCAAGCUGCAGAAGCUUCCGGACGGCAACGACAGAAAAGAGGACGUCUUACUCAUAUAAAUUGUCACAUGUUAACAUAUUUUUACACAGAACUCGUAUUUUUUAUGUAACAUUCUUCCAUGUGUGUUAAGGCAGCUUUACAUGUACAUAUUACAAAAAAAAAAAUCUAUAACAGGUCUGUGGAAUUGUGCAAUUGCGUUAAACUUAUGAAUAUUUACCCCUUGAUUAUGUAAAUUUUAUUGGAUAUCAAACAACGAUUGCUUAAAAUAAAUUAAAUUGUCCCACACUGCGUAUUUUUUUAUUAGUUGUAAACCAGGAAAUGAGUGCAAUUUAUUUUUUAACCAGAUUCAGGGCAACAGCUCGAAGAAAAAAAAAAGGAACACACGCAAUUACGGGAUCGAUAUUGCUUCGUGAUAGAUUUUCAAGUGGUCAUUUUUCUUUUUAACUUAAGCAGGUCAACGUACCGAUAAGAAAAUGAAUUUAUGGAUGGAAAUUUGCAAUUCACCUAGAAAUGUCUUGUACAAAUUGCCCACGUGAGCCAUAAUGAUGGUCCGUUUAUAACAAAAUCAAUAUUUUUAUCAUACAAUCACGUUUUUUACUUUUUGUUUUUAAUUUGUCUAUGAGAUGUUCCAAGUUGAACAAUAAUCUCUGUAUAAACUACGUUAAACAAUAAUAAGAGGUCAGUUAAGAUAAGAUAGUUGUGAGUGUAUUUAUACAUAUUAAUUUUUAUUUCUUCGUAAUA